Molecule: messenger RNA, 963 nt
Organism: Phoenix dactylifera (date palm)
Lineage: Eukaryota; Viridiplantae; Streptophyta; Magnoliopsida; Arecales; Arecaceae
Source: RefSeq, a predicted model, not a curated record
GAAUUCUUUGCAACUUCUACCACCCAAAAAAGCUGAUUUCUGUGGAAGUACCCAUGCAAUUUCCUCCUCCCAUUCCACCAUUCCCACGCAACCCUUCAAGCUCCUUCUCUGCACCUCCCUUCACUCCUUUCCAAAGUUAGCCUACUUCCCUUUUCUAUAUAUAUAUAUGCGGCUGACCUCCACUCACCUUGAUCAUACACUAUAACACAUACACCAUUCACCAAUGGAUGCUACUAAUUCGAGCCAUUCCAAACCAUCCAAAUGGCUCUCCAAGAAGGCCUUCAAGCUGAGCCUCCAUCGCCUCCACCGCACCAACUCCGGCCUGUCGACACCUCCACCAUCCCCCCAUCCUGGUUGGGCCAAGGGGUUCCAUGAUGCAUUCCGACACUUCGACGUAGACGAUGAUGGUAAAAUAUCAAGUGACGAGCUAACCGCCUUCCUUGCAUGGGCCGGGGAGGAUGUGAACCCUGACGAGGCCAAGCGGGUGAUCGAAGAUUUCGACUCGGAUGGCGAUGGGCUAAUGGACUAUUAUGACUUUGUUAGGCUAAUGGAGAGAGAUAAUGAUGGAGGGGAUGAGGAUUUGAGGAAGGCAUUUGAGAUGUUUGAGUUGGAGAAGGGGUCAGGGUGCAUUACACCCAAAGGACUGCAGAGGGUGCUGAGCCGUUUAGGGGACGUGAGGUCUAGUGAGGAGUGUGCCGGUAUGAUAAAGGCUUAUGAUCUUGAUGGGAAUGGGGUCCUCGAUUACCAUGAGUUCCAUCGCAUGAUGACUUGAUGUUACUUGAGUUCAUUGUGAGUGCGUUUUUUUCAACGUAAUUGUGCUCAAGUUCUUAUAAUUAGCAUAUAUGUUGCUUUAGUGCAAAAUUGCCUUUUAGUUUUAGUUUAGUUUUGGAUGAUAUCAAUGUAGAUAUCUAUUGUUCUUUAUCGGUUAAGUCUAUUUUAGAUUUAAAUGAUCCUUUUGAAUUA